Molecule: messenger RNA, 1308 nt
Organism: Haliotis rubra (blacklip abalone)
Lineage: Eukaryota; Metazoa; Mollusca; Gastropoda; Lepetellida; Haliotidae
Exons: 1
Coding region: 1-1308 (435 amino acids)
Source: RefSeq, a predicted model, not a curated record
AUGAAGACCUGUGGAUGGGACGAUGAGUUGCCAGAAGACGUCCGCCAACAGUGGCAACAGGUAUUUCAAGACCUAGAAAGAUUGUCAGGGGUCCAUACCACCAGGUAUGUAAAGCCUACGGAUGCUGCAGGAGAACCAGAGCUGCACUUAUUUGCAGAUGCAAGAAGCCAAGUAUAUGGUGCAUGUGCCUAUGCCAGAUGGUCAACUUCAGAUGACUCAGCGGAUGUAAGACUGAUAGCAUCCAAAUCUAGGGUAGCUCCUCUGAAGCAGUCGACCAUACCGAGGCUUGAAUUAAUGGCUGCGCUCUUGGCCCCGAGAUUAGCUAGGACUAGCUACAUUGAGAUGAAGAUGAAACCACAAGUCUUUCUUUGGACAGAUCCACAAAUUGUACUUCAUUGGCUGAAGACAGAAUCAUCAAAGAGAAAAGCCUUUGUUGGAGUGAGAGUCUCUGAGAUACAGUCGGAAUGGAAUCCAAACCAGUGGUUUUACGUACCAACCAGAGAAAAUCCUGCUAAUGACCUAAGUCGAGGUCUGAAAGUCCAAGAUGUAGGGAAAAGAUGGUUCCAGGGACCAGAAUUCCUUGCCCAGCCAAGGGAACAGUGGCCGAAACAGAAAGUCACAGAGACCAGUGAAUACACUGAGGAAGACAAGGUGUCUAGACCUUGCUUCGCCUUCAAGAGAGACUAUAGUAUGACAUUAAUGAAUGGUGAGAGGUACUCCAGUUGGCCAAGAUUAGCAAGAGUCACAGCCUAUUGUCUUCGUUUCAUACAGAAUUUGAAGAGAAGGUUUGACGACCAGGAUCUCCUAGAUGGAAGUCUAUCACCUGAAGAGAUCACAUCAGCAGAGAUGUAUUGGAUCAAGCAAGCUCAGAAGGACCUGGGAGAUUGGACAGAGACUUGUGCAGACUUGAGUCCUUUCAAAAAGGACAACAUUGUCCAUGUUGGAGGAAGACUUAGGAAGUCAGCCCUGAGCUAUGAUGAGGUGCAUCCGAUAUUGAUACCAAGUGGACAUGUCGCCAUGCUGAUCCUGAGAGAAGCUCACGAGAAGGUAUACCACGCAGGCAUUGAGCAGACCCUGUCACAGAGCAAACUUAGGUUUUGGAUCAUCAGAGGACGAAAUGCCACAAAGAAGUUGGUCAGGAACUGCGUGAUUUGUAUGAAACUGAGGCAACCAGCUCAUGCAACCUUGAUGGCAGACUUACCUCCAGAGAGAGUGAAUGUGUUCUCACCACCCUUCACGACCACAGGAAUUGACCUGUUUGGUCCCUUUUAUCUCAAAUAUGGACACAACAAGAAAAGGAAAGUAUGA